Molecule: messenger RNA, 3154 nt
Organism: Bombina bombina (fire-bellied toad)
Lineage: Eukaryota; Metazoa; Chordata; Amphibia; Anura; Bombinatoridae
Exons: 4
Coding region: 198-1112 (304 amino acids)
Source: RefSeq, a predicted model, not a curated record
CUACAGUGUCUCAUUAAGAGGUCAUGCAGACUGCGGGCUGCACCAGGCAGACUUGUUUGCUACACAUUCAGGUACAGCUAAGCCAUGGGGGAUUCUGACAAAUGGUAUAUAUUGUCUGAGGAGCAGAAACCAAGCAAGGUUGUAGAGAGUUGAGAAGAUAAAUCCAACGACUUUCUGCUCACAGAAGUUGUUGUUCAAUGUCACCCCCUCUGAUUCCAAGUGUUACUGUCUGUAUUCCAAAACAGCGGAAAUCCACUUUAACACAGGUUCUAAAUGAUCAAAUCCAGAUGGGGUGCAAUUGUUGUCGAAUGCUACAAAGUUCUACAAUCCAUUCUGAUGAACCACAUUCAAAUGGAUAUGAUGGAUAUAUUAAUGAAGGACAUAGUUACACACAGAGUGAAUAUGAAGACUAUAAGUCACAAACUGUCAAUGAACUUAAUAGUAAAAACCUGAAGAAAAUAGAUCAUGAAAUAUUCACUCACUCUCAAGAUGAGACCAUUAUAAGUGAAAAGAAGAAUGAGACUCCAUCCAAAGCACUAACUACGGAUUCUUCCCCUUACCCUAAUUUGAAGUUCAACACAAAUGUAGAAGUCAAGAAUUACUCUAGUGAGACAGAUAAUCCAUAUAUUGAUAAUUCAUCACAAUCUCUAAGUUCUGCUACCGAAAAUGUUUUUAAUGAAGAGCCUGGUCUAAAACUGACCUCAGAGGAACUGGAGUGUCUUAAAAAGGAAAAGAAUUGUCUGACUGAGAAGACAAUGCUAAAAAGGCAAAAUGAAACCUAUGAUUCCAUAAAUAACUCUGACAUUUCCAUUGUUCAUACUGACAAUCAACAACAGGUGGAAAAAGCUAAUGGACUUCUUCCAGGAGGACUUAGCAAUCAUAGACUUGACUCCUUAAUCACUAGCGCGGAUGCUUGUGUAACGAGAAAUGAAUCUCUAGUGGCCCGUAUAAUUCUUAGGAAUUCAUCUCGGGACAGAAAGAGACAGUCCCGAAAUAAGCAUCUUAUUGCAGAUGGACAUGCAGAAGACGAUAUUGAUGCAGAUGUGGCUGAAGCGUUGGCAGCUCUUGCAGCUGCAAUAGCCGGUGAAGAUUUUGAAGAUAAUUUAGCGUAACGUUAAAAUGAAAACAUUUACAAUAAAGUCACAUUCAGGUUUCAGACUUAUUUCAGGAGAAAUAUAUAUUAAGGAAUGUUUUAAUAUUAUGCUUGAAGACUAUUCACAUUUUAUAUUCAUUUUAAAAGUGAAGAAUUUUUUAAUUCUUUUUACUUUGGGAAUUUACUUUGUAGAUGUUUUUUUUCUACAGAAUUAUUUGAUUUAAUAUUAUAUAAACAGAUGUUAGCGAAAUAAUAGGAUUUGCUUAGAUGAAAUAUUUCAUAAAAUCUACCACUGGCUGGUAGACAGUGAGGCAGUGCUCGUUUUUAAUCGAUUUUUAAAUUAUUGUCCUAUUAUAAUUUAAAAUUUGAUGCAACUUGCUGUUUUUAAUCAGUUAUUAAAAGUUUCACUUUCAAUUUAUAUAUUAUGUCAAAACCAUCCAAUUUGUGUUUUUAAGGAGACAAAUACACAGAUUCUGUUUCAAUGAUACAUGUAUGAUUCUUCUUUACCUUGUUUCCAUGACAUCCAAUCAUGUUCCAUUCAUUUAAAACAUUAGAAAAUAUUAUGAGAUAUUCACAGCAUCAAAGAUCAAGUCAAUUACAACCACAUCAUUAUAUACAGAAUAUGAAUAAGUUCUCUGACCAGUUCUUAGUUCAUCAAUGCAGGAUAGUGCGUGAGCAUUUUUGUGGCCGCAUUAAUCGAUUAUUGAAGAAUACCUUUUUUAAGUAUGGGAAUUUGUGCAAAUCUUCUAUAUUUUUAUUAUUAAAGUGGUUGGUUUAAAGGAAUAGUCUAGUCAAAAUUAAAAACUUUAAUGAUUAAGAUAGAGAAGGCAAUUUUAAGCAACUUUCUUAUUUACUCCUAUUAUCAAUUUUUCUUCAUUAUCUUGGUAUCUUUAUUUGAAAAAUAAAAAAUGUAAGCAUAGGAGCCAGCCCAAUUUGGUUCAGCACCUGGGUAGCACUUUAUGAUUAGUGUCUAAAUGUAGCCACCAAUCGGCAAGCAAUACCCAGGUGCUGAACAAAAAAUGGGCCGGCUCCUAUGCUUACAUUCAAUUAAAGAUACCAAGAGAAUGAAUACCAAGUGAAUUGCCAAUACACUGAUACAACACAAUGGGCCAGAUUAUAAGUGGCACGCAAAAAAAAAUUUCACUUGUGCACAAACACUGCUCAAAGUAAGCGUUUAACGCAGACGGGUUAGUGCACGUAAUACAAGUUGAAAGUAAAUUGCUCACAAACAAAAUCCGAUGUGUGCUAACUUCAGGGCUUCGGAUAUCACAACCACGUUAACUUAUUCUUUCCAUAGACUUCAAUGGAGCAUGCACACUAACCCAACCCUGCAUUAGACCUACAGAGUUAAACCUGAAGGUAGUUAUGAAUAUUUUAAAUUUCAAUGUUCUUUACAAAAUGUUCUUUUUAUUUUUAAAUAUAUAUUUCUUUAUAUAAGAUUACUAUUUGUAAAAUAUAUAUCUAAAAAAUUAUUUUUCAACUUUUAAGGUAUUGGUGUGGAAAGGGCUCCAAAGUGUAUAUACUGUAUAUGUGUAUUUAUGUAUAUACAUGUGUUUAUAUGUGUUUAUAUACAUAUUAAAACACAUAAAUACACACACAUAUAUAUAUAUAUAUAUAUAUAUAUACACCCAUACACUUAUUUAGACAUUUAUAUAAGUAUAUAUAUAUAUAUUUAUAUUGACCCUUAUAAAAAUGUUUUUAUUAAUAUUUAUAUGAAUAUUUUACAAGAAACUGCAUAUAUGAGUUUAACGCUUUAUUUGAAUGCAUUUUUUUACCCCUUACACUUUAAGCUAGGUCUUUAGUUGCACUAACCUGACAAGGGCAAAUUCUGUUUGAACUCAAGCACAUCUUUUCACUUUGAACUGGUAAUACCCAAGUUAACGUGCUCAUGAAAUUUCUUAUCACUGACCCGUACUAACCUUAACGCGCCACUUGCAAUCUAGCCCAAUAUGGUUUAAUUAUUCAUAAAUUAAUCACUGAAAAUGAAACAGCAUUGUAAUUUAUAUUUAUUACUUAUCCUGCAUACUUUUGGAAUAAAAUACAUGGCAUUUGCUAAAAAAA